Molecule: messenger RNA, 1980 nt
Organism: Diorhabda sublineata
Lineage: Eukaryota; Metazoa; Arthropoda; Insecta; Coleoptera; Chrysomelidae
Product: kielin/chordin-like protein
Exons: 5
Coding region: 676-1494 (272 amino acids)
Source: RefSeq, a predicted model, not a curated record
UAUUUAUAUACAUCAUACCUUAUUUCAUGAACAAAUUAUAUAAAAUCAAAAUAAUGUAGUUACAAGUUUAAUGUUAAUUUUAAAUUUCUGUCUACCCUCGUAUACAACCCAAGAAAUACAACACAAGAAAUUUCUCUAGGUCACGGUUUUAAGCAGACAAUCACAAAAUAGUAUCUUCAAGCAAGAAAAAUACUUUUUUUAUAUUGGGUAUCAACAAAUAACACAAAAAUUCUAACUCAUUCUCAGUGCUAUAAAAAACGUUGUUACUCUUUCAUUUUAAGAAAAUAUAUAUUUUUCACUUGUAUAAGUGCUAAAUUCGUUUAAAAAAUGAUAAAUCCAAUCAUUUAUAUCUAAUACCUAUGUACUUUAUGCACACACUGUAGAUAAACUCAAAAUAAUGUAGUUGUUCAAUAAUAUUUUCUCGAUACCCUCGUAUACGAUGAAGCAUAUUUCUUGUACAAGAAAUUCGCAAUAGAGAAUAAUCCUACUGUCAAAACAGUUCGAUAAAAGAACGCAGGCGCAUAAAAUAACUCUAGCAUAACUAGUGACAUUAAACGGGAAAUAUAAUUUCUGUUCUGAUUCAUUUUUUAUGAUAUAACGCGGGUUCUCCGUAAUUUUAACGUUAUUUAAAAUAAUGCCGAGUGUAAAGUUAUAAGUUCAGUACAACAGCACAAGAUGAUGAUCGCCGCAAUUAAAUUUUUAGUCACAUUAUUUGUUCUAUGUUGUCUUAACCUAACUACGGCCAUCGAUCCUUCGGAAAAUGAAAUCGAUUCGGAUAAUACUUACGAGAAACACCCAAAAUCGCCUGCUAGUAUUCUUAGAGAUGAAGUGAACAUUCUGCAACUACUCAAUAUUUCCCCUAAGGACCAAGGUGUAUCUUCAGUUGAAGGUCCAAUUAGUCAUUUUCCAGCUUACAAAUUUCGUUUACCUUACGGUAAUGUCCUCAUAUCUAAUGCAUCAAAUGUGACAACAUCUAUGAACGAUCCCGAAGGAUUUACUGCUAUUUUUCUAAUAAGACAACAAAAAAAUAAUGUAGGAACUCUAAUGUCGGUAAACUCGCCUGGUAGACUCAAUCCUUGGUUCCAAAUUAUCUCAAAUUCAAAAACCGGUACACUAAGUUUGAAAUAUCGGUUGAAGGAAGUGAGUAAGAUCAAACAGAUUGAUUGGGGGCUACCAAAACAUCACAGAAGAUCACCAUUAGCAGCAUGGACAUGGUUAUCUAUUUCGUUUAAUCCCAAAUAUGGUAUCAUCCGUUUGGAUUUAGACUGCGAUCCUAGCAGAUUUGAGACAAUAAAGAAGAAAAACUUUACAGGAACUUUCAAUAUUCCAGAGGAUUCACUUGUUUACUUCGGACAAGAACCCGGUAGAAAGAAAAAGUUUCUGGGAUCAAUUCAAGUAGCAAAAGUUCUUCCUUACGUUACAGACCAAAGAUUAUGGUCGUGUGUUCAGAUUGCAAAUAAUCUUUCUUCCGAAUUCAGAAAACCGUAUUCCUAAGCAAUUUUUUGUCGGUAUAAAUAAAAAAAAAUAUAUGAAUAUUUAAUACAUUGUUUAAACUUGUUGUAAACUACAAUUUUUUAAAUAAACUCAAUAAAUAGUGCAAUCACACCGCCAUGUUGUACCGGUAAUUUGUACACAACUAUUUAAAAUUCGCUUAUUGAUGCAAGAAUUUAGAACAAUGGAACCAAUACACUCAGCUUAACCAACAGCAAAUUUUACAAAUUACUAGAAGUGACACUAUUUACUUUCUCUCUCACAACAAUUAAGUUUAUAUAUUGCGCUAUUUUAAUUGAACGUAUCAUGACAACAACGAUCUGGUAGAUAAAAAAUCCGAAUUAGUAACUUACAUAUUGUUCAUAAUUCAUACUUUCUUGAUUUUUUUUAUUUUGAUUUAUGAAUUAUAUUCAAAUAUUGAACUUUAUUAUUCAAAUAAAUUAUAAAUUGUAUCUUGAAUUAUUAUUAAUAAAGAAUUACUAAAAAUGA